This is a messenger RNA of Lingula anatina, 1790 nucleotides long. Its product is annotated as guanine deaminase-like. Gene Ontology annotation, molecular function: zinc ion binding; guanine deaminase activity. Gene Ontology annotation, cellular component: cytosol. Gene Ontology annotation, biological process: guanine catabolic process. NCBI's taxonomy places the organism in Eukaryota, Metazoa, Brachiopoda, Lingulata, Lingulida, Lingulidae. The record is from RefSeq and is a predicted model, not a curated record.
UGACGUCACGUGGACUCAGAUAAUACAACAGUUGACAAGCGUAUUUUUUUACACACUUCUCAAACUUAAAAGGGAAUGACAGGUUACGCUCUUACGUCAGAAUGGUUUUAGAGUACCAGGAGAAAUGUAAUGAGAAGAAAACACCCCUGUUCUAUUUUUGGACCCGCCCCCUGAGAUUGUCAGGCACAGUGACAUUUUGCUUGCGAUAAACCAGGAUCUUGCAUUGAUUCACUGCGGAAGUCAUGGCCGCGAAGAUAUUUUAUGGAACUUUAUGCCACUCCACAGCCGAUGACCCUAUGGUAAUACUGGAGGAUCACAUUCUUGGGGUGAAAAAUGGAAAGAUCCAACUUGUCAAGGACUCCUCUUAUCUCGAUGAAGCCUUAUCAGAAUUGGGGCUUCAGGAAAAUGAUGUUAAGUACCUCAAAAAAGGGAAAUUUCUUAUGCCUGGUUUGAUUGACACCCACAUCCAUGCUUCCCAAUAUGUCUACACUGGCACAGCCAUGGAGUUACAUCUGCUUGAUUGGCUGAAAAAUUAUACAUAUCCCAUUGAAGCAAACUUUGAAGACCUCAAGUUUGCUGAAGACGUGUAUCAGAAGGCUGUAAAAAGGGUUUUGAAAAAUGGAACUACCACAGCCUGUUACUUUGCUACGAUCCAUGUUGAUGCCACACUGAAAUUAUGUGAUAUAGUUGAAAAUGCUGGUCAGAGAGCAUACAUUGGCAAAGUCAACAUGGAUGCCUAUUCCCCACAUUACUAUGUUGAGACAACGCAGGAGUCCAAAGAGGAAACAGAAAAAUUUGUAACCAAGAUUCUUAAGAAAAAUAAUCCACUCAUAAAACCAGUGAUCACACCACGGUUUGCCCCCAACUGCACCCUAGAGCUGAGCAAAUAUCUAGGACAUUUGGCUAAACAGUAUGAUUUGCCAAUACAGAGUCACAUAUCAGAGACCACAGAUGAGGUGGAAUGGGUGAAGGAAUUGUUUCCAGGGUCCAAACAUUAUGCAGAUGUUUAUGAUCAGUGUAACCUCUUGACUGACAAGACGGUGAUGGCCCAUGGAGUUUACCUGUCAGAUGAAGAGCUUAAACUUUUUAAAUCUACAGGCACAGGAAUUUCACAUUGCCCAAACUCAAACCUCAGCCUGCGUAGUGGCAUGAUGGAUGCAAGAAGAGUUUUGGACAUGGGGGUGAAACUUGGUCUUGGCACAGAUGUUUCUGGUGGCUACCACCCGUCCAUGCUAGAUGCCAUACGCACAGCCGUCCAAGUCUCCAAUGUCAUCAGCCUUGACAUGCAUACUGAUUACAAGAGCUUGAGUCACCGUGAAGCUUUUAAAUUGGCCACUCUAGGGGGAAGUGAAGUUUUGGGCCUGUCAGACAAGACUGGCAACUUUGAGGUGGGAAAAGAAUUCGAUGCUCUAUUGGUGGACACCACUGUUGUUGAGGGGCCUGUUGACAUUUUCAAGAGGGACUCAACUGAUGAUAUCAUACAGAAAUUUCUAUUUUUAGGUGAUGACAGAAACAUACAAGAGGUUUAUGUGGCUGGAAAACAGGUGCUUUAGAAUAUUCACUAGGAGCACGCCUUUCAAUGCCAAGGAUUCCAUGAUUCCUUUCACCUAUGAAACUUAGAAAAUUUUAAAUGUUGGACCCCAUUCCCAUAUAUUUUAGAUCGAUCUAUCCCUGUGGGGAGUCUCACUAGGUUACUGUCAGCUUCUGUCCUGCCUUCUAAAAGCUGUAAAGGGGUGAUUAAAGUCAUAAUAACUCUUCGUUUUGGCCAAAAAUUGGAUUUUCCUGAAAAA